AUGUCAAUAUUACAAGAUGAAAGGCUUGAUAAUUUCAUAAAUUUGUUAAAAAUAAUCAGAAAGAAUAAAAAAGAUAUAUUAGAAUUAUUUAAAAGUCGAGGAAUGUUUAAUCAACUUUUGGAAUUUGUUGAGGCUAAUUUGAAAAGGAUUCAGUCCGAAAAGAAAAAAGCGGUAAAGAAAAAUUCAAAAUCUCUAGGUUUUGAAUAG
Messenger RNA from Meloidogyne enterolobii, 207 nucleotides. Lineage: Eukaryota; Metazoa; Nematoda; Chromadorea; Rhabditida; Meloidogynidae. The record is from the annotation of a GenBank genome assembly.